CCAGGGAUCAAGCAAAGAACAAGAGUAGCUGCAGAGAGGAAGAAGUGUUCCUAAAUUCCAGAGAAACUAUUACUCUAGCCAAAAUUAUAUAGAAAAAAUAAUGCCGAUCAGUAGGAUUGCAAUUGGAUCACCAGGAGAGGCGAGCCAACCUGAUGCUCUCAAAGCCGCUCUCGCCGAGUUCAUCUCAGUGCUCAUCUUCGUCUUCGCCGGCGAAGGCUCGGGGAUGGCCUUCAAUAAGCUCACGAACGAUGGCUCAACGACGCCUGCGGGUCUCGUUGCAGCAGCCUUGGCGCACGCCUUUGCGCUGUUCGUGGCAGUGUCCGUUGGGGCCAACAUUUCUGGAGGUCAUGUGAACCCGGCCGUCACAUUCGGUGCCUUCAUUGGUGGCAACAUCACCCUGCUGAGAGGCAUCCUCUACUGGAUAGCGCAGUUGCUCGGAUCAGUCGUUGCCUGCUUGCUUCUCAAGUUCGCCACUGGAGGACUGAAAACAUCAGCCUUCUCAUUGUCCACAGAUGUGAGCGUGUGGAAUGCUCUGGUGUUUGAGAUCGUCAUGACCUUCGGCUUGGUGUACACGGUCUAUGCUACGGCUCUGGAUCCAAAGAAGGGCAACCUUGGAGUGAUCGCGCCCAUAGCUAUCGGCUUCAUCGUGGGCGCAAACAUAUUGGCUGGUGGGGCGUUUGAUGGGGCAUCCAUGAACCCUGCAGUCUCCUUCGGCCCUGCGGUGGUGAGCUGGACUUGGGACAGCCACUGGGUGUACUGGUUGGGACCUUUGAUUGGUGCAGCAGUGGCUGCUGUGGUGUAUGAUGUGUUCUUCAUUGGCCAGGGCACCCAUGAGCAGCUUCCCACCACAGAUUACUGAGGGGAUAAGAAGCCCAUAUCCAUCUCUCUAUGUCUGUGUUCAGUCAAUUUAUCCAAGGCUCGUGCUGUGGAGG
Molecule: messenger RNA, 932 nt
Organism: Phoenix dactylifera (date palm)
Lineage: Eukaryota; Viridiplantae; Streptophyta; Magnoliopsida; Arecales; Arecaceae
Product: aquaporin TIP1-2
Biological process (GO): water transport; transmembrane transport
Cellular component (GO): membrane
Molecular function (GO): water channel activity
Source: RefSeq, a predicted model, not a curated record